Lycium ferocissimum is the source of this 2295-nucleotide messenger RNA. RefSeq names its product heat shock 70 kDa protein-like. Lineage: Eukaryota; Viridiplantae; Streptophyta; Magnoliopsida; Solanales; Solanaceae. The transcript is spliced from 3 exons. Gene Ontology annotation, molecular function: ATP binding; ATP hydrolysis activity; ATP-dependent protein folding chaperone. Gene Ontology annotation, cellular component: cytoplasm. Gene Ontology annotation, biological process: protein refolding; cellular response to unfolded protein. The coding region runs from base 87 to 2054 and encodes 655 amino acids. The record is from RefSeq and is a predicted model, not a curated record.
AGUAACUAAACUCUGCAAUAUACAUACUAUACUACUUUUCAAGCAUACCCAAAAAAGAAUCUUGAAAUUUUAGCUCUUUAAAAAAUAUGACUACUACUAAUAAAGAGGGAAAGGCUAUAGGUAUAGACCUUGGCACAACUUAUAGUUGUGUUGGGGUUUGGGUAAAUGAUAGAGUUGAGAUAAUACCAAAUGAUCAAGGCAACAGAACAACACCUUCAUAUGUUGCUUUUACUGAUACUGAAAGGCUUAUUGGUGAUGCAGCCAAGAAUCAAGUUGCUAUGAACCCACACAACACUGUUUUUGAUGCUAAACGACUUAUUGGUCGUAGAUUCAGUGAUCCUUCUGUGCAAAGUGACAUGAAGUUGUGGCCUUUUAAGGUGCUUGCAGGUCCAGGUGAAAAACCCAUGAUUGAGGUGAGUUACAAAGGUGAAAAGAAGCAGUUUUCAGCUGAGGAGAUUUCAUCCAUGGUGUUAGUCAAGAUGAAGGAAACAGCUGAGUCUUUCUUGGGAUUUAAGGUAAAAAAUGCUGUUGUCACUGUGCCUGCUUAUUUCAACGAUUCACAAAGACAAGCUACAAAGGAUGCUGGUGCUAUUUCUGGUAUGAAUGUUUUAAGGAUUAUAAAUGAGCCUACUGCUGCUGCUAUUGCUUAUGGUUUGGAUAAAAAAGCAUCAAGAAGAGGUGAACAAAAUGUACUUGUUUUCGAUUUGGGCGGUGGUACGUUUGAUGUGUCGAUAUUAACUAUUGAAGAAGGGAUUUUUGAGGUUAAAGCAACUGCUGGUGACACACAUUUAGGUGGUGAAGAUUUUGAUAAUAGGCUUGUUAAUCAUUUUGUGGCUGAGUUUAGAAGGAAACAUAAAAAGGACUUAAGUGGAAAUGCUAGAGCUUUGAGGAGAUUAAGGACUGCUUGUGAAAGGGCAAAAAGGACUUUAUCAUCCACUACACAAACUACUAUUGAAGUGGAUUCUUUGUUUGAAGGGACAGAUUUUUAUGCUACUAUUACUAGAGCUAGGUUUGAGGAAUUGUGUAUGGAUUUGUUCAUGAAGUGUAUGGAGCCUGUGGAGAAGUGUUUGAGGGAUGCUAAGAUUGAUAAAUCACAAAUUCAUGAAGUGGUUCUUGUUGGUGGAUCAACUAGGAUACCUAAAGUUCAGCAGCUUUUGCAAGAUUUUUUCAAUGGGAAGGAGUUGUGCAAGAGUAUAAAUCCCGACGAGGCGGUGGCUUAUGGUGCAGCAGUCCAAGCUGCAAUUUUGACAGGUGAAGGAGAUGAGAAAGUUCAAGAUUUGCUUUUGCUCGAUGUCACACCACUAAGUCUCGGGCUCGAAACUGCUGGCGGGGUUAUGACGACUUUAAUUCCUAGAAACACAACAAUCCCGACGAAAAAAGAGCAGAUUUUUUCGACUUACUCAGACAAUCAGCCAGGGGUACUCAUCCAAGUCUAUGAAGGGGAAAGAGCAAGAACAAGGGAUAACAAUCUUCUUGGAAAAUUUGAACUCUCUGGUAUCCCUCCAGCACCAAGAGGAGUACCACAGAUCAAUGUCACGUUUGAUAUCGACGCGAACGGGAUCCUAAAUGUGAUGGCUGAGGACAAAACUGCAGGGGUGAAAAACAAGAUUACAAUCACAAAUGAUAAAGGGAGAUUGAGCAAAGAAGAAAUUGAAAGAAUGGUGAGGGAUGCUGAGAGGUACAAAGAAGAAGAUGAAGUGGUAAAAAAGAAAGUGGAAGCAAAGAAUGGACUUGAGAAUUAUGCAUAUAACAUGAGGAAUACAAUAAAAGAUGAGAAAAUUGCAAGUAAGUUGAGUGUAGAGGAUAAAGAGAAGAUUGAAAAGGGUGUGCAAGAAACUAUAGAGUGGCUUGAUAAAAACCAAUUGGCUGAAGUUGAUGAACUUGAAGAUAAGUUAAAGGAACUUGAAGGAAUAUGUAAUCCUAUAAUUGCAAAAAUGUAUCAAGGUGGUGCUAGUGAUGGUGCUCCUAUGGAUGAUGAUCAAAUGCCUGGUGGUGGUACUACUGGCAGCUCUGGUGGUACUGGAUCUGGACCUAAGAUUGAAGAAGUUGAUUAGAAUGUUAGACUGGAAGAAAGAAAGAUUUCAACUUUAGUUUUUUGUUGUUUGUGUAACUCUACUGUUCUUGUCUGUGGUCACUUUUUUGAUGUCCUUAUGUUUGAUCUUGUUUUUGGGUGUAUAAAAGAAUGUUUAUAUCUUGUGUUUGGAAGUUAGUUUCUAGUUCUUCUGUAGUAAUAAUAUGUUAAUACCUUGUUUUUGUAAGGUUUUAGUUUCUGGUAAUAAUAUUAUGUUUAUACCU